GCUCCCUGGCCGGUUCCGAUCAGUUCUGAGUGGAAUGUCUUGCAAGGCGGUUUAAUUGAAGGUGCACAAGCCCUAAGCGCGAUCGUACUAUAGGCUGCAAGCGACGGUGUUUUGGGAGAUGGUAGACCAGACAGUUCGUUAACGGGUGAACAGACUUUUCGGGUUGUGCCAAACGAAUAGACCCAUAUAAUCGAGAAAUGUUACUACACGAGAGUGCCGCCAGCAUGGAACAAAGUAUGCCCGAGAACCUCAGCACUCACGUGUACGGGGAGUGUGAAGUGAACUCAGCUCUGACGAACUGUUCUGAUUCCGAUCCAGUCGAAAGUGAUCGGGAUCUGCCGACCAAAGACUCCUGCGCUCCGACUGCCAUGGUCGGCUCGCCGUCAGCCACCACUAAGAGCACCACCAAAGUCAAGCUGAGUUUCAGUGUGGAUCGGCUGCUGGGCUCCGAGCCCGGCGAGUCUGAACGGAAGAGCAAUUCGUCGCCUUCGACGAGGUCCUGCUGCGAUGGUGGUACCUUUGCCUGCUGCUCGUUUCCGCACUGCUUUAGCCAAGCGAAUGCAGAGUCUCGUAAGAUUGGACAUGCUCCGAUCUUCGCAAAUGCUGCUCCCACUUCUACGCACCCUUAUGUGGCCCUUGACAGACUAUAUCCUAGCCUGUAUAUGGAUUACAAAUCAGUACUGAGACCGACGCCCCUUCGGGCAGCAGAACAUGCGUCACCCACUUAUCCGACGCUGGCUACAAACGCGCUCCUGCGGUUCCAUCAACAUCAGAAGCAGCAGCAUCAACAGCAUCAUCAUCAACCGCACCACCCAAAACACCUCCAUCAGCAGCAAAAGCCCCCGCAACACAUCCCGACGACAGCUGCGGGACUGCUGGCGCCCCUUCACAGCCUCACGACCCUUCAGCUGACGCAGCAACAGCGAUUUAUGGGCAAGACGCAGCAGCAGCUCCUGGACGUUACCCCCACCUCGCCUGCGGGACCCACGUUGCAAAAUGGAGGCCACCCGCAACAGGGGAGCGGCAGUACUCCAGGUAACGGUUCCGCCAACAACAAUGGAAAGCGCAAGCGCUCGUGGUCUCGGGCCGUCUUCACGAACCUCCAGCGCAAGGGCCUGGAGAUUCAGUUCCAGCAACAGAAGUACAUCACCAAGCCCGAUCGCCGGAAGCUGGCGGCUCGGCUCAACCUCACCGACGCUCAGGUCAAGGUCUGGUUUCAAAACCGUCGCAUGAAGUGGCGACACACGCGGGAGAAUCUUAAGAGCGGCCAGGAGAAGCAACCAACUGCGGCACCGGGAGCGGGAAGUGCCUUUAAGGCCUCAACGGCCUCGGGAAGCAGUACGCCCCGGGAAACGCUCGACUACAGUUCCGACAGCUGUUCUAGCGUCGAUUUGAGCGAACAGGCCGACGACGAUGAUAGCGUUGAAAUAAAUGUGGUCGAGUAGAGCUGCCCCCCAAGCUGCUGUCAACUUCGAGUCACACAUGUAAAAUGCCAUGUAGAUGUAUUUACUAAGAUCGUUACUAGCAGUAAUGUAGAUAUAUACUGAAACAGCGAAUUUAAAUUAUUUGCAGUUGUAAGGUAAACUAAACGUUCACUUCUACCAUAUUUAUUUUAGAAUAACCAACAAUAAAAUAAAACUUGGUGUAAA
Messenger RNA from Drosophila eugracilis, 1649 nucleotides. RefSeq names its product homeobox protein H2.0 (gene H2.0). Lineage: Eukaryota; Metazoa; Arthropoda; Insecta; Diptera; Drosophilidae. The record is from RefSeq and is a predicted model, not a curated record. The coding region runs from base 198 to 1445 and encodes 415 amino acids. Gene Ontology annotation, biological process: regulation of DNA-templated transcription. Gene Ontology annotation, molecular function: DNA-binding transcription factor activity, RNA polymerase II-specific; sequence-specific DNA binding. The transcript has 3 exons.